This is a messenger RNA of Apis dorsata (giant honeybee), 1028 nucleotides long. RefSeq lists its product as uncharacterized. The coding region runs from base 163 to 984 and encodes 273 amino acids. The transcript is spliced from 5 exons. Lineage: Eukaryota; Metazoa; Arthropoda; Insecta; Hymenoptera; Apidae. The record is from RefSeq and is a predicted model, not a curated record.
AAAUUUAUCCUCUGAAAUUUGUCAUAUCAGUUAAAUCAUAAAUGUAUUUCAUUAUCGCAUAGCUCAUGUUACAGUUAUUAAUCGUUUAAAAAAUAAAAAUAUUGACAGAUUCUUUUAAUUUUUAUAUCUAUCAAUGUUAAUACAAUCAGAUAAUUAUAAAUAAUGGACGUGGGUGAAUCUCUGGAUCCAAAAGAAUUAAAAGUUACCCUUGAAACAUAUAAAAAAUUGGCAAAUGAUUUUGCAAAUCAUGACACAAUUUUAAAGGAUAAAACAGUUUUGUCAUAUGUAGCAUACGUUUUAGAAGUACCAGAUUUUGAAAUUAUUAAUUUGAGUUUAGAUAUUUUGGAAUUAUUUGUUAAAAACGUGGAUAACUAUGUACAUAUAACCUCUACUUUUGGAGUUCGUGAAGCUUUGGAUGCAAUUAUAAAUAAGUAUAAUAUAGAUGAACCAAAGAUAUCUAAACGAGCACAAUGUAUAAAAGAUGAUAUAGAAAGAAUGAAACCACCAAUAUAUAAUUUACGUAGCAGAUGUAGAAGAGUUAUAGAACCUAAAAAAUUAAAAACUCAUGUAAUAGUGUUACACAUUCAAGGUUUAUUACCGGAAACUCGUGCAGAAUUAGAAGGAAUAUUAAUAAGAAUCAAUGGAUUAGUUUCUCUUGUAGUUGAUGUAGAACAUCAACGUGUUACAAUGCGUACUUUAAGUUAUGUUACUGCAAAACAAAUUGCAGAAGCUAUACAAAGAAAUUCAGAGAAUAUGGAAGCAAGAUUAGUAACAAGAAAUAAAUACAAUCAAGAAUAUCUUGUUAAAUUGAUUCAUACAGGAAAUAAUGGUGAUACUGAAGAUAUGCCAGAUUAUUUACCUGAAGAAGAUGAGCAAGAAAAUGAAAAAGAGGGAGUUGUAUCAUUACUUACUGGAUUAAGACAAAGUGCAUCAUCAUUGUAUAAAUCCACUGCUGAAUUUCUGCAUAAUUCAUUUUAUUGGUAAAUUUAUAAGCUCUAGUAUAAUAAAUAUUAUUUUUUAUUCUAUUA